This is a messenger RNA of Juglans regia (Persian walnut), 876 nucleotides long. RefSeq lists its product as uncharacterized. The transcript has 3 exons. Lineage: Eukaryota; Viridiplantae; Streptophyta; Magnoliopsida; Fagales; Juglandaceae. The record is from RefSeq and is a predicted model, not a curated record. The coding region runs from base 1 to 876 and encodes 291 amino acids. Gene Ontology annotation, molecular function: nucleic acid binding; RNA-DNA hybrid ribonuclease activity.
AUGGAAUCGGUCCAACAGAUUUGGUGUUCCAUAAAAUAUUGGGUAUCUCGGAUUGCUUUAAAGCUCAAGGAUGUUAAUUUGCUUACUCUGUGUGAUGAAGGUGUUUUACAAGGUUUCAAUAUGCCAUUAAAUGUCAUGAGGAAGGAGUUUAUUUUUCCCGUCAAGUGGAAGCUUCCUAAGCAAGGUUGGGUUAAAUUGAACAUAGAUGGUUGUUCUUUUGGUAAUCCGGGUCCUUUGGGUGUGGGAUGCAUUAUUCGGGAUGAUAAAGGUGAUUUGCUUUGCGGUUUUGCUACAACCACUGGGCACAAUUCUAACAACUAUGCAGAGUUGAUGGGUUUACUUCAUGGGCUUUGGCACAUUGGCUUGUUGGGUGUUUUUUGUGUGGUUAUUGAACUUGACUCCAUGUUAGUGCUUAACUGGUUGAGGAAUCAGAGAUGUGGCUUGUGGUACAUGGAAGAUUAUUGGGAUGAAAUCCAAAGUCGAAUAGCUGGGCUUAAUGUUUCUUUUGUUCACUGCUAUAGAGAAUGUAACUCGGUUGCUAAUGGGAUUGCUAAAGUGGGUGCUAAGGGUCAAUCUAGCUCUCGGUUUUCUUUACUAGAGCUGCCUGCUCCCAUUAGAGGUUUUUUCUUGCAAGAAAAUAUGAUAUCUCUUAAGAAAACUGCUAUGGAUCUAAUUGAUGAAUCAUCUGUUAAUGAUGCUCAGAUCAUUUCUCAAGCUAUUGGAUCACGUUUUGGAUAUUUGAAGGGCCUAGGAUGUUGCGUGAAACCAUCAUCAACAUCAUCAUCCUCUUCUCGAGCCAAAUCGAAUGACGAUAAGACUAAGGAAUUGGAGAAAACAACACUUGAGAUAGAACGAUUUAGGUCCAAGGGAAAAUAA